AUGGGUAGCCCAGAUGAGCACAGAGACAGUUUUAUUGUUAUUAGUCUGCAUUCGACCCAUCUAAAUGAGCUUGGCGACCAGGCUGACUGCCUCCUGAAGAAGGUCCGCGCUGCAAUGUUCUGUAGUAGAAAGAUUGAUAGGGCUGCCAUCAACUCGGAGACAAUAAAAGCGCCGGCUGACUCACCCGACGACCUGUCACCACGGCUCCCGCCGAAACCGGCUAAACUGGUGUUCCUUGAUGUCCUCUUCUUGUGUCCUCGGGGAGACAGAAAUGGGGCUGGUCCCAGCACCAUUCAUGAGGUCAAGACCAAGAUACCUCGCGAGCCUCUGCCGUUGAUUAUCAACCCGGCCCUUCUGUCACAACUUGGCCUGUGCAAUCCAGAACGCGAUCACCCAGGCUCUGGCUACAUUCAGCGGAGCUGCUGUCAAAUCAUCAGGAAAGCUUGCAGAUGCUUGCAAAAACUGUCAGGAGCAGCCAAUGAGGUUUUAUUUGCAGUUUGCAAGAACGACAUGAUCAGGUACGACAGCGCAGGCACGCGCUUAGAAGCGCGAUCCACAUGGAGCAAGGAACCCUUACCCUUAAGAACAGCCUCCCUCGACUGUGCUGGUUUCAUGCAGCCCACGUCCUCCCAGAACCCCGUCACCCGAUAUUCCGCUACCCGAUCCUCCGCAAGCCAGUGGAUCUUGUGCCAACAAACCAUUUGGAUCUGUGCUCACGCAAGAAACGCCAAUAUCAAGAGAAUGUCUGGCUCAACGCCAUUUGCAGUCUCUCAACUCCCUCCGCAGGAUGAGAUCAAAAUUCUGCUUGCCGAAGAAAUGAAAGACAGAUUCGUAGGGCCAAUGCCCCCUGCAAAAAUUUAUGGAUGGACUAUCUGCCGCGACUACCCUGGCCAGGAAGCCUGUCCUCACAUUCAUGAGCAGCAUUUCCGUAAAAUACCAGAAGGUGCAUCCGAAAAGUCAUUCUACACGCUCCUGGCAGAUGCUAUGAAGCCAUUCACACCCGGAUUUGAGACUGUGGUCGCACCAAGAUCAACCGACUUUGAACUCAUGGCUAUGUUUUUGGAGGUCAAAAGUUUGGAUAAGCAUGAUGCGUUCGCGGAUCCUCCGCAGGAUACGCUCUCUAAAUUAUUGGGCGAAGAACUCGACAUAUUUCUGAACAAUUGGAAAUUCGAGUGCGACACGACAAAUGGAAUGCUCACUAGGGGUCAGAUGAUCGCAUAUGCGCUCACGCAGAUUGGGUGUCAAUUCCGCCAAUUUGCAUUCUCGGUCGCAAUCAUCGGCAAGCACGCUCGCAUUUUACGCUGGGACCGUGGAGGGGCUGUGGUGACUGAGAGGUUCGACUAUACGGAACAACCUGGGCUCCUUGCCGAUUUUUUUUGGCGGUUUAGCCUGGCCAGUGCAGAGAGGAUGGGGUUGGACCAGUCACUCAAAUUGCCAACGUCAACCAAGUUGUUUUAUUAUGGGGUGCCAGAUGAUGACAUAAGCCGCGCUCAUCGAGACGAUCCUGAUCUGACCGCGCUGUAUCGUUACAUUGUAAAGGACCGUGUUGUAUACCUGAAAGACACGUGGAGGAUCGACUCCAAUGAUAUGCAGAAGGAAGGCGAUACCUACCGCCAACUGCACGGUUAUCAAGUCCCUCACAUCGCGCCCUUUGAACGUGGCAACGACUUAGAAGGUCACGGGUCACGUACAGUGACGCAUGAAUAUGUAGAGGAGUCGUGGGUGUGCGGUAUGCCUUUUGCCACUGGUCACGUACACUAUCGCAUGGUGCUCGGUGUGGUUGGACGCGAGCUGUCGAUAUUCCGAUCCACAUAUGAGCUCGUGAGCGCGGUGGCCGACGCCUUGGAAGCCCACGAGGAUGCCUAUCAUAAGGCUGGUAUUUUGCACCGGGACACGAUGGGGAGGGUCUUCUCAUCGACUGGGAUUUGUGUCGGAAGCGCGGUACAAUCCAAAAGAGGACGUCAUGACCGGACGGGCACUUGGCAGUUCAUGUCAGCAGCAUUAUUGAGUGAUCCGACGAAGCAUCAGGACUUCGAAGAUGAUCUCGAGUCCUUUCUUCACGUGCUGACAUGGACAGCAAUACGCUACUGUCCGAGUAAUUUGACUGCUCAGGAGCGCUCUUCGUAUCUUUCAUUAAUCUUCGACGAAGUACAGGAGAAGAAUGGUGUAUAUGUCGGCGGUGAUUGCAAAUGUGGCCGUCUAAAGCUUGAGAAUCUAAAAAGGCGUUCUUGGUUCCCUUUGAUGAUUCGGGCUUACCUGCAAAACCCAGACCUUACAUGGCCCACGGAUGACAAAGCCGAGCGCUUACCCCUAGGAGCCAAGUCCACUGCUACGAAGAGGCAGAAGGCACAGAACUCGAACCGUAUCAAUAGUCAAGAUGCGGCAAGGGCCCACAGCCGUUUUCCUGGGGAGUUGGACGAUACAGCAGGUCAGAAGUCAACUGCUAAGGAAAACAGACUUGGAUACAUGUUCACCAUGUCGAUUGUGAUGCAGGUCUGCUGGACACAAGAGAAGUUACCAGUUGCCAUGUGGGAAGACGGGACUCGCAGCCUAAACAUCAACGACAUCUUAUGGGCCGCGAGUCAACCAAAACGCAACGUCAGAGCCCACGGCUCAACAGUUCCAUAA
Suillus bovinus is the source of this 2628-nucleotide messenger RNA. RefSeq lists its product as uncharacterized. The coding region runs from base 1 to 2628 and encodes 875 amino acids. The record is from RefSeq and is a predicted model, not a curated record. The transcript has 14 exons. NCBI's taxonomy places the organism in Eukaryota, Fungi, Basidiomycota, Agaricomycetes, Boletales, Suillaceae.